GGAACACAGUCUACUCUCAGGCUGGCUCCUAGUUAACAUCUAUGGCUGUAGCCAAAUGUUGAAUACACUACUGAGGAGCGUUACAUAUUUAAUUCCAUGCACUUUUGGAGAAACUAAUUGAGCUUUUGGAGGAAGUAACUAAUUAAGCAUUACUGUGAACUGGUGUACAAAUCGAUUUUUUUAGGCAGAAGGUAGAAGAUUACAGCAGUGUUGAAGACGAUGAGGGCUCUUGUGCUGGGGUUGGUCUGUUUUGUGACAUGGUCUGGUUCUACAGAGGCUCAGUUUCCUCGAGUGUGUAGCACGGUGGAAGGGAUCGUCUCAAAGCAGUGCUGCCCUGCCCUCGGCUCUGACCCUGCUAACAUUUGUGGACUUUUAUCUGGACGAGGAAACUGCUCCGACAUCAGAGUCAGUACCAAACCCUGGGGUGGACCAUAUAGGUUGAGAAAUGUUGAUGAUCGAGAAAGGUGGCCAACCAAAUUCUUCAAUCAGACAUGCAGGUGCUCUGGUAACUUUGGUGGCUUUGACUGUGGCCAGUGUAAAUUCGGCUGGAAAGGACCAAACUGUGACGUGCGUAAAUCCCCGGUGGUGAGGAAGAACAUCCACUCUCUGACUCCAGCUGAGCUCCAGGAGUUCCUGGAUGUGUUGGACCGGGCCAAGAACACCACCCACCCAGACUAUGUCAUUGCCACACAGCACUGGCUGGACCUGCUGGGGCCCAAUGGAACCCAGCCCCAGUUCUCCAACAUCUCCAUCUACAACUUCUUUACAUGGCAGCACUACUACUCUGUCAGAGACACACUUUUAGGUCCAGGUCGUCCGUUCAAGGCCAUUGACUUUUCCCACAAAGGACCAGCGUUCGUCACCUGGCACAGAUACCACCUCCUCAGUCUGGAGAGAGACCUGCAGAGACUGACUGGCAAUGAGAACUUUGCUGUUCCAUUCUGGAACUUUGCCACAGGGCAGACUGAGUGUGACGUCUGUACAGACUCCCUCCUGGGGGGGCACAACCCAGAUGACUCCUCCCUCAUCAGUAACCAGUCCAGGUUCUCCAAUUGGGGGGUGGUGUGUGACAGCAUGGAUGACUAUAACCGCCUGGUCACUCUGUGUAAUGGGACCAGUGAGGGACGUAUAAGGAGAGGUCAGAUGGGAGGAGCGAGGACCAACAUGAGUCUGCCGACCAUGAGUGAUGUCAGGAGCUGUCUAAACCUCAGAGACUUUGACAACGCUCCCUACUAUAUUAACUCUACCUUCAGCUUCAGGCAACCUAAACGGAAUUCUCUUGAAGGCUAUGACAAGCCAGAUGGAGAGGCGGCGCUUGACUCCUCAGUGAACAACCUGCACAACCUGGUCCACUCCUUCCUCAGUGGAACCAGUGCUCGGUCUCACGCUGCAGCCAAUGACCCCAUCUUUCUGGUGCUCCAUGCUUUCACUGAUGCCAUUUUCGAUGAGUGGAUGAGGAGGUCUGUUCCGCCAAACUCCAGUUUCCCAGAUGAGAUGGCUCCCAUUGGUCACAACAGACAUUAUAACAUGGUGCCAUUCUUCCCUCCUGUGACCAAUGAGGAGGUUUACGUGGCUUCUGAUCAACUGGGAUAUUCUUAUGCCAUUGAACUCGAUGCUACAGAUGGUGGAUUUGUGUUUGUGCUGGGGUCCACUCUGGGUGGUGUUUUCCUGGGUCUCCUGGUUCUUCUACUCGUCCUGCUGCUCUACUUGCAACAACGUAGGAAACAUGGCUUUGAACCCCUUAUCAAAGCCGAGUUCACCAACAAAAGGUACACAGAGGAAGCCUAGAGACCGUAGGCACACUUUGGCAGUGUUUUUUGCACAAAUACAUAGAGUAGCCAGCCAAAUAAAAAACAUAGCCAGCCAUGCGUCCCUGAGCAAAGGGGGGUCUGGGGGGGUUAACCCAUUUUUUUUUCUCCUGAAGGAGCUCUAUUUUGGUGGCCUCUGAUGCCUUGAUUCCAUCUGAAUACUUUAUCGAGUUUACCUCCCAGAUUGGAAAAAUGAGUUGUUGUAUUGUGUAGAAAGACAUGACUUUACCAUUUGUAUUACUGAAAAUGUAUGAAUUCAGAGUUUUGUUAGUUGUUUUGUAUGUCGUCUAGGUCAUAGGCCUAUAUGAUCAGGACUAUCUUCUAAGUAAGAGAACAUUAAACCUUUUUUAACAUUUAACCUGUCUUCUCUUGAGAUUAAAGUCUUAUUUACAGUUUUGCUGCAAGAUACAGUGGCUUGCAAAAAGUAUUCACCCCCCUUGGCAUUUUUCCUAUUUUGUUGCCUUACAACCUGGA
This is a messenger RNA of Coregonus clupeaformis (lake whitefish), 2282 nucleotides long. Its product is annotated as L-dopachrome tautomerase-like. The record is from RefSeq and is a predicted model, not a curated record. Gene Ontology annotation, biological process: ventricular zone neuroblast division; melanin biosynthetic process from tyrosine; positive regulation of neuroblast proliferation. The coding region runs from base 220 to 1788 and encodes 522 amino acids. Gene Ontology annotation, cellular component: melanosome. The transcript is spliced from 8 exons. NCBI's taxonomy places the organism in Eukaryota, Metazoa, Chordata, Actinopteri, Salmoniformes, Salmonidae. Gene Ontology annotation, molecular function: dopachrome isomerase activity; oxidoreductase activity.